This is a messenger RNA of Phymastichus coffea, 2166 nucleotides long. RefSeq names its product homeobox protein HMX3-like (gene Hmx). The coding region runs from base 675 to 2141 and encodes 488 amino acids. Gene Ontology annotation, cellular component: nucleus. The transcript has 4 exons. Gene Ontology annotation, molecular function: DNA-binding transcription factor activity, RNA polymerase II-specific; RNA polymerase II transcription regulatory region sequence-specific DNA binding. Gene Ontology annotation, biological process: regulation of transcription by RNA polymerase II. NCBI's taxonomy places the organism in Eukaryota, Metazoa, Arthropoda, Insecta, Hymenoptera, Eulophidae. The record is from RefSeq and is a predicted model, not a curated record.
CACAUCCGGCGCGCCGACGACGGCGACGACGACGACGACGACACAGACAGAGAGCAAAGCGCGUGCGGUUUUUCGCGCCAGUUAACGAGUCGCCGCCAUAUCUGCUACCCACUCCUAUAGCCUUUGCCGCUGCGAUUGCCAGCGUCUAACGAACAAUAUAUGGCGCGAGGGACACACGAUUGAGCUCGCGUUUGAUGGACUGUUCGAUUGCACUCAAGUUCGCUUGGGGCGCGAGUUUGAUUGUUUUACAAAGUGGUGCGCGAGUUUGUGUGUGGCUAUACGUCCGGCUGGCUUUGCCCGUGUACACGCGUGCAAUAGAGUUCGGUCGAGUCGAGCUUCUGGCAGAGGCAUGGAACUCCAUUGUUGGCUGCGCAGAUGAAUUGACACUGCGAGAUCCGACGGCAAGACGGAGCGAGGCAUGAAUUGUAAUCAGAGAUUCGCGUAAGGCUUUCCAACGGGACGAAAUGAUAGGUUGCGCAAAGUGUAGCAGACACUCGACAGUGAUUCUAAGGUGAUAAAAUUGUAUAUUUGCAGUCGCGUUUCGCGCCUACAAGAGUUUCAUCGACCGGUGUAAAUAUGUGCUUAUAUCUUUUGUUAGUAUGAAUGUUUAAAUAAGAAAAAUUAGCCCGAAUUCUUGUCAAGCACGCGCGAGGAACGAAAUUCUAAUUGCAAUAAUGUCAGGCGAAACGGAAAUCGAAGUGUCGGUAGUGUCGGAGGAGGACCUCGACCUGGAAAACUCGCGAAGUAGCCCAACGCCGGAUGCCAAAUCGACCAAAUCGAAUUCGUUUAGCUUCGAAGUGAGCAAAGCAACGUUACGGCCGGCAUGCAAUCCACAGUACACGUCGUUCAGUAUCUCGAGUAUAUUGGGUCGUACGGAAUCGCCACCGUCGGAUUCGGCAUCCGCCGAGCGUGCAUCGCCACCGCCGCCCUUAACACUUGGCAAUCAUCACUCGAGAAUAUUAGCGGCUAAGAGUGAAGCUGCCAUUGCUGCUAAUAAUGCAACUAGUCCACUUACUGCUGCGAGCUUUGCCGCUGCGAGCGAAGCUAGCAAUGCACUUAUUGGACAUCAAGCAUCUGCUGAUCUUACUAUGUUGUCUAGAUUGGGUUUGAUGUCGUCGCUGAUUGCUUCACGUUACCCAGUUGGUAUCGGGGUUGGUAGCGUAUUUUUCCCGUCGUCGUUACAACAUCUUCAUCAUUCGCGAUUACCGUCGGCAGCAGCAACGAGUGCAGCUCAUGCAGCUGACAUGGCCGAGGCAGCAGCUGCUGCGGCAGCCGACGGCAUUAGAACAGUACCAACGGGUUGGUCAUUUCCAUGGGCGAGCAGGCCGCCUCAUGGACUCGAACAUCCGUCGGCGAGUGAACCGCCUGGAUCGUUUAACAGAAUAAGCCCUACAUCCACGUCGUAUCCACAGAGAGAAGAUCUCGAUGAUGACGCAACGAACGAAGCCGAUCGAGUCCGUCGUUCACGUAGUCCAUUAAGUGGUGACGAUGGCUCACACGACGAACUCGGUGACGUUGACGACGGUCCAGACAAUGAUCAAGAUGGUGAUAAUCCAUCGAGGCUUCACAGUGGCGGUAGCAGUAGCAAUGGCACCGGUCCGUCGUCCAAUCAAGCAAAUGCCGAUUCAAACAGCAUCAAACGCAAGAAGAAGACUCGUACUGUUUUUUCAAGGACGCAGGUCUUUCAGCUCGAGAGCACAUUCGAUAUGAAACGUUACUUAUCAUCGUCCGAGAGAGCUGCUUUAGCUACGUCACUCAGGUUGACUGAAACGCAGGUAAAAAUUUGGUUCCAAAAUCGUCGAAACAAGUGGAAACGGCAGCUCGCGGCUGAAAUCGAGACAAACAGCAUAGUACACGCUCAGCGCCUCGUGCGUGUACCAAUUCUCUAUCACGAGGCAUCAGUACCAUCGAGUAUGCCAGCUGGUGGACCGCCACCACCCUCGGUAUCCGUAACAUCGGCUUCGGGUCUUCCACAUCCAGUACCGGUUGGCGGUUCUACGACGGCUCAACCGAUCUUUUACUCAGCACAUCAUCACCCACAUCAUCCACAUCCGGUUCAUGGUCUAAUGGUACAUCCACAACCGCCGCCACCGCCGCCGCCGCCGCCCAACAGUCAGCCUGUUGCCACGUCCUCGCAAUAACGCGACGAGAGGUUCAGAAUCAAGA